AUGCCCCUUAAUCACACUGUCUUUCCGCCAACGCAUGGCCUAGACCCUCAACUUCAGGAGACCUGCAGCUAUUCAUACUCGCCGGGACUGCUAGCCCCCUCAGUUAUUGUCGAGCUGCCCUCCUCUCAUGCUAACAGUCUCUCGAGCCUCCCUUCUACGCCUUCACGUCACUGCGUUCCUAAUCCCACGGCUCGGAUUAAUCUCGGCGACGACUUGUCUAACAACGAAGAUUUCCAUAGUCGAGGUACAGUUGGUCCACUCUCUCCUGAGUUCUCCUAUUCCGAAUGUGAUAACUCUUCAGCCAUUCAAUGCCCUUUUUUCGUGGCUAGCGAUAGUGCUAUCAGCCUGCUGCCUUCAAUGCCCAGGGCUCGAAUCAGAAGGUUGCGGCCGGAAGGAGUCGUAAAUAGACGAUACGUGAUUCACCCUUCCAAAUCGACGGGGAUUUUUGGAUUGUCGUCGCUCCUGACUGCUCCUUCGCCUGGCCUUUUGCUCUUUUCAUCACCUAAGUGUAGCACCGGCCACGCUAUUCAUUGUCGUCCUUAUUUCUCCGAAUCUUCCUCUUCCUCGUCGUCAUCUCUCUACAUCCCCGGUGAGCUGAAUGCGCCUACCUGCAUUGUGUCUUCUGACUUCGUCUUCGCUGAGCACAAGUUCUGCAGGCUUAGGUCGCGAAGUACGAUUCAUGAUCAAUCAAAACCGCUUAUCGAUGUUGGACACACUUGA
Molecule: messenger RNA, 720 nt
Organism: Protopolystoma xenopodis
Lineage: Eukaryota; Metazoa; Platyhelminthes; Monogenea; Polystomatidea; Polystomatidae
Source: the annotation of a GenBank genome assembly